Gossypium raimondii (Peruvian cotton) is the source of this 2357-nucleotide messenger RNA. RefSeq names its product protein PLASTID TRANSCRIPTIONALLY ACTIVE 10. The transcript is spliced from 12 exons. The coding region runs from base 45 to 2096 and encodes 683 amino acids. Gene Ontology annotation, cellular component: plastid-encoded plastid RNA polymerase complex; chloroplast. Lineage: Eukaryota; Viridiplantae; Streptophyta; Magnoliopsida; Malvales; Malvaceae. The record is from RefSeq and is a predicted model, not a curated record. Gene Ontology annotation, molecular function: RNA binding.
UUUCCCUCCAUCUCACGACGCUCUUCCUUGGCCAAAUCCGAAAGAUGCAAAUACUUCAAACCCCUAUUUUCUUCUCAUUCUCUAAACCCUUAAACCCUUCAUCACCAAAACCCUCUUCUUUUAAUCUCCCAAAUCCCCGUUCCUUCCCUUUCUUCUUCAAAACCCAUUUCCCCAAACUUCCAUUUACCCCAAAAUCCUUCAGCUCCGACGAAUUCCCCGUCGACGAGACCUUCCUCGAGAACUUCGGUCCCAAAGACAAAGAAACCGAGGACGAAGCCCGUCGCCGGAACUGGAUUGAACGAGGAUGGGCACCAUGGGAAGAAAUCCUAACCCCAGAAGCUGAUUUCGCUAGAAAGUCACUCAAUGAAGGUGAAGAGGUCCCUCUCCAAACCCCUGAAGCUAUCGAGGCUUUUAAGAUGUUGAAACCUUCUUAUAGGCUUAAGAAGAUGAAAGAAAUGGGGAUUUCUGAGGAUGAAUGGUAUCGAAAACAGUUUGAGAUUAAAGGGGAUAUUCCUGAUCCUUUGGAGACGUUGUGGACGGGACCAUUGGCGUUAAGACUCGUGCCGCCACGUGAUUGGCCGCCUAGGGGAUGGGAAGUGGAUAGAGAAGAGCUGGAGUUUAUAAGGGAAGCGCAUAAAUUGGAAGCUGUGAGAGUGGAUUUGGAGAAAGUGGAGAAGGAGGUUAUAACUGGUGAAGCAGAUAUGGAGUUGGAUAGAUAUAAAGUGUUUUUGAAGCAAUAUAAAGAAUGGGUCGAUGCUAAUAAAGAUAGAUUGGAAGAGGAGUCUUACAAGUAUGACCAAGAUUACUAUCCUGGUAGGAGAAAAAGAGGGAAGGACUACAAAGAGGAAAUGUUGGAGCUUCCGUUUUAUUAUCCAGGACAAAUUUGUGAAGGUAAAGUGACUACCUUACACCUAUAUCAAGGAGCAUUUGUCGACAUAGGUGGUGUACAUGAAGGGUGGGUCCCGAUUAAAGGUAAUGAUUGGUAUUGGAUUCGCCAUCAUAUAAAAGUUGGUAUGCAUGUUAUUGUUGAAAUUCUGGCCAAACGAGAUCCUUACCGGUUCAGGUUUCCUAUUGAAAUGCGUUUUGUUCAUCCUAAUAUAGACCAUCUGAUAUUUAAUAGAUUUGACUUUCCACCUAUAUUUCAUCGCGAUGAGGAUGCUAAUCCAGAUGAGUUACGGCGGGAUUGUGGGAGACCUCCUCUUCCUAGAAAAGAUCCAGGCACUAAACCCGAAGUGGAGCCCCUGUUGUCAAAUCACCCUUAUGUUGACAAGUUGUGGCAGAUCCAUGUUGCUGAGCAAAUGAUUUUGGAUGAUUUGGAGGCAAAUCCGGAGAAAUACAAAGGUAAAAAGCUAUCGGAAUUAACUGAUGACGAUGACUAUGAUGAAGAAAACAAUGUUCAAUAUACCAAAGUUCGGUACAAGAAAGGUCUUUUACCAAAAAUGAUUGUGAAAACUAGUGUUAAAGAACUCGAUUUGGAAGCUGCCUUAGCAGAGCGUGAGCAUCACAAUAAACUCAGAAGAGAAGCGAAAGAAAGAGGAGAGAAAUAUAAGAUCAGCCAAUUCAGGCGAAAUAUUGAGAUGGAUGAAUACGACUAUAUACAUUGGCGUCGAUCGUUUGAGGAAAGAGAAGCUUUAAUCAGAGACAUCAGCUGCCGUCAAGCUCUUGGUUUGCCAUUGGAAGAGCCAGGAAGAUAUAAAGAUGCGAGUUUUUUUGGGAAGGAUCAAUACGAUCCUUCAAAUCCUUUGUACCGGUAUGAUUACUGGGGAGAACCCAAGAACUCAGAAAAAAGCAAACAAGAACGGAUGACAGAUGCCCACAACAAAUCUAUUGUCGGAAAAGGCACCGUAUGGUACGAAAUGUCUUAUGAGGAUGCCAUCAAGCAGAAAAUGCAAAGAGAAACCAAUUCAAAAGGAACAAUGCAAAUGGAAGCUGAUGAAGAUGAGAAGAUAGAUCAAGUAAGUGAUUCUGAUUAUGAUUCUGAUGAUGAUUUUGAUUUCAGCAUUUUAAGUGAUUCCAGUUUUGAGUUCCCAAAUCAACCUCUUGUUAAUGGGACUGAAUCUUCUAGCAUAUCAGAUGAGGGUAUGUUUGAGAAUUAACGUGAAUAGUUAUGUUAAUUGGACUGGGGUGUGAAAGUUGGGACACGAUUAUGUUUGAGAACUAAGUCUCUUCAUGUAUUUGAAGGAUCGUUAGGUAAUCAUGUAUACCGGAUACGGAUAUCAAACACGCUUAUUUCGCAGUCAUAGUAACAUAGAGGAUCAUGCUAUAAUUGAUGUAUAGUUUACAGUUUGAGAGCUGGUGAGCUCAAUCAAUGUAUGGAUGAUAAAAUUUUGAUCCAAUUUAGAACAGUUUUACCCUUC